AGUUGAACGUGAAAUUUUCGUGCCGAAAGAACAAUCGCAUUCAUUUAAAUAUUUUUUUUUCCACAAGAAAAAGAAAAUCAUUGAAUGAAAAUUGAGAAAAAAAAUUCUAUAUCAAGAGAAAAGUUUUAUUGUUUUAAUUAAGCAAGAUUUAAAGUCUUUCUUUCACGCAAUUGAAUUUAGAGCUGUGAAGAAUCUUAGUAAGAAUUGAAAAUAUAAAAUAAAAAAAGAUAUCUGAACGAGAGAAGCUUAAACAGAAAAAAAGUUCAUCAAGAGAAGGAAAAAACAUUCACCAUCAGGCUGAUUUUGACGUCAAGAAUCAUCAGCGAAGCACAAAAAGUAAAGAUAGAAAGGAAUUUUUAAGAGAUCUUGAAUCUUCUGGUGUUCCUUUAAGUGCGCAGUGAUCGUAAAGUUUUAUAAGAUAAUAACGAAGUGUCAUUAUUUGUUGUGGAGAAGAAUAAAAUGUAUGAAGUAAAUAAGAAAAGUCUCGUGAAAAUUCAUAACGAGCGAUGAAAUAGAGUUGAAGUGCACAAAAUAACCUUUAAGACUAAUUAUAUUCGCGAAAUUCUCGUGCGCUCAAGGGACAAAAAAAGGUGAACGAUAAUAGAAAAAAAAGAGAAAAGGAAAGAAAGUGAAGCUAUUCAGUUGACAUUUUCUUCUGCUCUUGCGGUAAAGUAAAGAGAAGCAAUUAGCAAAACAUUCAAAAGACCCAAAAAAGCGUCAAAAUGAUUAAAGUUGACGAGACAGAUCCGGUGGGAGAUAUCGAGCUGAAGUUUCCCUAUAGACAAGUGAGCGUAAAGCGAGGAGAGGACGUAAAGAAAUUCUACGAUUUGAGUGAAGAAAUCGGAAGAGGUAAAUUCGGAACAGUUUAUAAGUGCAAAGAGAAAUCGACAGGUUUAUGUUCAGCGGCAAAAUUCAUCGCUGUACCAAAUCGAAAAGAGAGAAAAAAUGUUGAACGCGAAAUCGAAAUGAUGAAUCGUUUGCAGCAUCCAAAAAUCAUUCAACUAUACGACGCCUUUGAGUACAAUAAAAUGGUGUGCGUUGUGCUCGAAUUAGUCGAUGGCGGGGAACUUUUCGAUCGCGUACUUGAUGACAAAUUCAUUCUCACAGAGAAAGCGUGCUCAAUCUUCAUGAGACAAAUAUGCGAGGCAAUGGACUACAUUCAUGAACAUAACAUAAUCCAUCUUGAUUUAAAGGCAACACGGGAAUAUGAUCCGUCGACGAAGCUGCAAGUGUUGUUUGGUACGCCUGAGUUUGUAGCACCAGAGGUCGUCAAUUUCGAUGCCAUUACGUUUGCCACAGAUAUGUGGUCGGUUGGUGUUAUUGCCUAUGUGCUUGUGUCUGGUCUUUCGCCUUUCGCUGGAGAAUGUGAUGUGGAAACUAUGGGAAACGUGACAGUCGGAAAAUACGAUUUCAAUGAUGAAGCAUUCGACAAUGUUUCUCCCGAGUGUAUUGAUUUCAUUACAAAGUUACUUGUGAAGCAACAUGGUGAACGUCUUACAGCUAAAGAAGCGCUUCGACACAAAUGGGUGAAAAGAAAACCGCAAUAUCAUUCAACGAAUGUUAAGCCAUCAACAUCCCCACUUUCGUUAAAAAGUGUUUACUCAGAUAAAGAUAAUUCACUGACAUCAGCAAAGGAUAACUUACGAAAUUGCGUAGAUCGAUGGAAUGACAGUACGCCAUAUGUGUUUGAUAAGCACACAAAAUCAAUAUCAUCAGUGCACUCGAGCAUCUCUUCGUCAAUAGAACUGUCACCAUCAUUUGCUGAAGGUUCAUUAAGCAACUCAUCAGAAAGUUUGACCACACCUGAUGACAAUGAUCUAACAAACUCAUUGUCGUCACCCGAAAAUAUUAAUAUCAUAAAUGAUGAAAAUAACAAAUCAUCGUCAUUAAAAUUAACCGAACUUUCACCACAUCACAACGAGAUUAUAAAUAUAAAAGAUUAUUUACACAUACUGGAUCGUCACAAGUCAAUUGACAAUUGUUUUCUAUCACCAUCCAGUUGUGAACGUUUAUUAAAUAUUGAAAAAUUUACAAAAUUAACCAAUCAUUUAUUCGAUAAAAACGUACAAGCAGAGCCUACGCCACAAACAAACGGUGAUGAAAGAAAUUAUGAGAUUCAAACAACCGACGAUAUCAUCAUCAACAACAACAACGGUAUACAUGACAUAAACAUAGAAAAUCUCAGCACAAAGCAAACAACAUCAUCCGUUGAUUUAGCCACGAAGGCAAACAUGUUGGAUAAGAGCGAUGAUGGUGGUGUUAAGAAGGGUGACAGGAUGGAUGAAAAUAAUAACAAGAUUAAUGAUUUCAAUGGGACAGUUAUUGUGCAGGAGAAUGGCAUAAAUAAUGAAAGGAGUCAUCCGUUCUCGGAGAUCUUUAAAAAGUUUUCUUCACUUCAUAGUGUUGAUAGUCAAGUAAACGAUUCAUCAAAUGCGCCAUGGCCCGUCUCAACAAAGCGUACAAAAUUCCGCAUCAACCAGAUGAGUAGUCGUGAUGUUCCUAUUGUUCGAAUAGAAAAGCCAGCGAAGCUGAAGAAACAGAACGCGAUUGAUGCGUGCGAUACGAAAAUUUUCGAUGAAAAGAUUAACCAUACGAAAUCAAUAAUUUAUAAAACACCAGGAACACUUAACAAUAAUUGCAUUGUGGAUAUAUUGAAGUCAUUUGAGCAUGAUAGAGAGCAACUGUUUCAAUCUCACUUCCGACAUAAGACAUUUAUUGAUCGCAUGCCAAAUGGUAGCAUUUCAUUUGAUUGCGGACAGAUUGACGUUGAACAGCGUUCGAUUAACACCAUUAGUUCGCUUUUUAAGUUACACGCGACCACAGGUAGACAAGUCAAACAAAUUCAAGCUAGAAUUGAAGCGAAUAACAAAUGA
This is a messenger RNA of Clunio marinus, 2873 nucleotides long. NCBI's taxonomy places the organism in Eukaryota, Metazoa, Arthropoda, Insecta, Diptera, Chironomidae. The record is from the annotation of a GenBank genome assembly.